This is a messenger RNA of Coffea arabica (coffee), 915 nucleotides long. The record is from RefSeq and is a predicted model, not a curated record. Lineage: Eukaryota; Viridiplantae; Streptophyta; Magnoliopsida; Gentianales; Rubiaceae.
CUCAACCCGCAACUUCCUAUCACCGCACCUCUCAUUAAUCAUAUUAUUGAUUAUUCUUUUCUUCCUCACAAAAACAAAAAAAAUCAAACUUUUCCAUGGCUUCUUCCAUUGGCUCCACAUUCGCCGGUGCCGCCCCGAGCUGCGCUAGAUUCAAGCACCACCUUCGCCAGCCAAGUAGGAUUUCGGCAGCUCACGCCACUGCCGGAAGGACAUCGACAUCUACCUCACACAUUGCUCCCCAGACUUCGUUAUACGAAGUUCUCGGGAUUCCGAUGGGGGCCACGUGUCAGGAGAUAAAGGCCGCGUACCGGAGAUUAGCCAGAGUCUUGCAUCCGGACGUUGCGUCGUCUCAUAAUAGCACUAGGGGUAGCCAGGACGCUUCAGCGGCUGCCGACGAGUUCAUGAGAGUUCAUAAAGCGUAUACGACUCUUUCUGAUGCGGAAAAGCGCGCUGAUUAUGACCGGACGUUGUUCCGGCUGAGACGCCCGGCUUAUGUAUUGUCGGCCACCAACAGGGGUUCCGGGUAUUAUACUCGCCGGACUUGGGAGACUGACCAGUGUUGGUAGCACAACCUGGCAGCGAAAUGACUCUUUUAUCCAGACAUCAAUUAGCUCAUCAAAUUUGAUGCCUUUUCAGAUUUUAGGAAAUGUACAGAUACGCCCUUUUUAUUGCAUCUACUAGUAUCAAUUACUAGGAGUAAUUAACAUGUACCGUAGAUGUAGAUUCUAGAAUCAGGCUGAGUUUUAGGUGUCUGACUUGGAAUACUAGCUGUUGCUUCGACUUACAACAUGGUAUUUUCGAAGAAAAUGUGUUUGUUAGAAAUGCAAUUCCCACUACAAUUGUUCUUAUCUUAAUGUCAGAACAAACAAUAAUAAUAUGUUGUAUACUAGUAGUAAUUUUCUUUGUGAGUUAUUA